This is a messenger RNA of Orycteropus afer afer, 1206 nucleotides long. RefSeq names its product transmembrane protease serine 11B-like protein. Gene Ontology annotation, cellular component: plasma membrane; extracellular region. Lineage: Eukaryota; Metazoa; Chordata; Mammalia; Tubulidentata; Orycteropodidae. Gene Ontology annotation, biological process: proteolysis. The record is from RefSeq and is a predicted model, not a curated record. Gene Ontology annotation, molecular function: serine-type endopeptidase activity.
AUGAUUGCUCUCAUUGUGUUUGGAUUGUUGGCAAUUCUAGGAAUAACUAUUGGUCUUCUGGUUUAUUUUCUGGCAGUAGAAAACAGGACCUAUUAUUAUCAAGGUAGCUUUAAAGUUGUGGAUAUCCCAUUCAAUAGCAAUUAUGAAAGGGAGACAUCACUAGAAAAUAACCGUCUUAGCAAAAUUCUUGAGACUCGGAUGAUGGAUGCUUUUGAGAGUUCUGACAUUUACAGACAAUACAUCAAUUCUCAAGUCAUCACAUUGGUUCCUGAUAACAAUAGUGUUACAGCUAUGAUAUGGCUAGUAUUCAAGGCUUCCAUAUCAAUGAAGGAAAAUAUGAAAAGAAGAAUUGAAAACAUCUUACGUCAGAUGCUGAGAAACCAUUUAGGAUCUGUGACUACCGAUCCCAAUUCUCUUCAGCUCACAGAAAUCAGUAAGGUCAAUGCUGAAAAGAUUAUCAACAACCGCUGUGGGAGACGAGCAAGGAUGUCUGCAACAUAUGACAGAGUCAAGGGAGGCUCCACUGCUCAGGAAGGAGAAUGGCCAUGGCAAGCAAGUCUCAAAAUGAAUGGCAGACAUUACUGUGGGGCAUCUUUGAUCAGUGACAGAUACCUAGUGACUGCAGCUCACUGCUUUAAAAAGACCAAAAAUCCAAAAAACUAUACAGUCAGCUUUGGGACUAGAGUAAGCCCUCCCUACAUGCAACACUAUGUUCAAAAAAUAAUUAUUCAUGAAAACUACAUUCCGGGUGAACAUCAUGAUGACGUUGCAGUUAUACUGCUCACUGAAAAAGUUUUAUUUAAUAACGACGUACAUCGGGUUUGUCUGCCUGAAGCCUCACAGAUUUUUCUACCAGGUGAAGGUGUUGUUGUUACAGGAUGGGGAGCACUGUUUUAUAAUGGUGAAUACCCAGUGUUACUUCAAAAAGCACCUGUGAAGAUUAUUGAUACAAACACUUGUAAUGCUAAAGAAGCAUAUUAUGGUUUAGUUCAGGACACAAUGAUAUGUGCUGGAUACAUGGAGGGAAAUGUUGAUGCCUGCCAGGGUGACUCUGGAGGACCACUAGUAUAUCCCAAUUCCCGGAAUAUUUGGUACCUUGUUGGAAUAGUAAGCUGGGGUACUGAUUGUGGUAAAAUCAACAAGCCAGGAGUCUAUAUGCGUGUGACCUCCUACCGCAACUGGAUUGCAUCCAAGACUGGUAUCUAA